GUUGAGCAGAAAAAUAACACAUAAAUCAUACUGUACAAAUCUGUUUAUGGUUGAUAUUUUCACAAUGUCCACAAUAAUGUUUGUAUGAUAUGCUGGCUCCCAUAUCUGUGUGCUGGAUCGAGCCCCCCAUAUAAGUACACAAACACUGUCACUGACUGAUAGAACAAAGACGAUAAAGCUCCGGACAGACAACUCAGGCGCGGGACCAGAUCUCCGGAGACGCGCAUGCGCCGGACCGAGGGUGUUAGUCGUCUUUUCCGGCUUCGUUUUUCACAGUGUGUUGCUACUGUCGUUAUUAUUUUGAAAUGCCAAGCAAGAACUGUGCGAUUCCAGGAUGCCCUGCUUGCAAAAGUCGACACAAAUGUUUAUCAUUUUUCCGCAUAAGAAGACUAGAUAAUAAAGACUGGGAAAAAGCUCUUGUGAGAGCUGUGAAUCGUUGUGAUUCUGGCUUCAACAUCGAAAGAGCGACCACUUGCUCCACACAUUAUAUUGUUAUAGUGAAGGUAAGUCAUCUUAUGAGAUAAAUAUAACCUUUUAUAUUUUAUAAUAAUUCGACUUUCCAGUGGUUCUAAGUAUUGCUGUGCCAGAUGAAAAGAUUUAAAGUUGUAAAAAUAAUCGAACUAUUAAUCACCUAGUAUUAGCAAUGUUUAACACUGCUGUUUGAAACUGCUGAGUGCUGGAUACGGUUUGCAAUAGAGUGUGUGUGUGUGUGAAGAGAAUAAAUAACCUAUUAUAAUAUUUAAUUUGUUAUAAUAUAACCAACUCAAGUUAAAACAAAAUUGAGAAGACAAUUAAAUGAUUGCAUUUUUGUAAGUACUAACAUUAACAUGAAUAGGAUGACUUAAAUUCAACCCAUAUUUAGCAAUAAAUCAUUUAAAAUGAAAUCAGAACACUUAGUGUUCCUUCUUCAAAAGCUCAAAUAACUCUUUGCUGGGGCUGGAUUAAACCAGCAAAUUAGUGUUAACUUCAUAACUUUUAUAUUUGGUUCAUUUGGCCUAACUUUAAUCAAAUGGGGUAGGUAAAGGGAAGCAAUAAACAGUGGGCUAAUUCUGUACACAAGAUAAUUAGCUUAUUAUGACAACUGGUCAAAACAUCAGGUACAGGUCUGUCUGCUUUACAUUUAAUCUAUUGAAAUAAGUUGCUACUUUUUAUCUGCCUAUAGAUCUCUACCUAUUUGUUCACUUUCAGAUAAAGGCAGUCGUCAUCACCUUAUCCCAGUAAGUCAACCCACAGAGUUAAUGCCAAAAAAGAUCAAUGAAGCACCUAAGCCAUAAGCUAGGAAGCCAUCAGUCAUGGGGUUGUUAUCCACAUGCACCCGACUUUCCAUCAUCUUGGCGGUGUGCGUGGGCGGCCUUGCCUACUUCCUGUACACCCCUGUACCCCCAGACGUUGACCAGCCGGGCAUCAUCCGCACCUUGUCAGCCAUGUUCAAACUAACCCGUGUCUUUAUCAGUGCAGCUCACAUGCUUGGUGUCCAAGAGAACAGCAUUCAGCUGCGUCGUAGAAUAGGUUCGUACAUGAGGACACCACCGCCACGGGACCGCCACCCCGAUAUGUUGGUCACAGAUCACGUGGUCGAUGGUGUAAAAGUGCGCAUGUACCGGCCUUUGAGUGCACCGAAGGUUUCUCCGGCUUUCCUCCACUUGCACGGAGGAGGCUUCUGUUUGGGAAGUGUCGAUUCCGAGGACACUGUUUCCAGAUACAUCGCUCGACAAGGCCAGAUAGUCGUGGUGUCGGUUGAGUACCGGCUCGCCCCCGAACACCCGUUUCCUGCUGCGUUGGACGACUGUGUGUCGGCGGCUGUUCACGUCCUGAAGAACGGCGCGGACUGGGGCAUCGAUGUCACCAAGGUGGGAGUAGGAGGCAUGAGCGCCGGGGGCAACCUGGCUGCCGCCACCGCACUGCGCCUCCUGGACGACCAGUACCGCCACUUGCCGCGUCUGCGGUACCAGGUACUCGCCGUUCCUGUCCUGCAGGGUCUGUUCCGGGACCUCCCCUCCUACUCGCAGUGCGAGCCUUUCGCUAAAGCUCUGAUCUCCCCCAACGAGAAGGCUACCUUCGUGCUGGCCUACGCCGGGCUGGACAUCUCGCCCUCCACAGUGCGCCAGGUGCUUGAGGGCAGACACGUGAGGCCAGCGACGAGGGCCCGGAUGGCCAAGUAUGUCAGUGGGGUACAAGUGAAGGCCAGCUCCCACAAGGAGCUAACAGGAGAAGAAGUGGAAGUGAACGAAAGUCUCGCGGACGCGUACGAACGAGUCUUCCUAAAUCCGCUGGCAUCUCCACUGUUUGCAGAAGAAGACCAACUGAAGCAGGUGCCGGCGGCCGUGGUGGUGAUGUCGCAGUACGACCCCCUGCGUGACGAAGCGUUGCUGUACGUGCGACGUCUACAACAUGCCGGCGUCCCCGUCACUCAUCAUCUCAUUCCCAACGGUCACCACAUCUCAUUACUCGUGCGAGACGAGGGACCCGGAUCUGAGGCUUGCAGACUCGCCUAUGAGACGAUCUUUCAGUUCAUGAAGGACAGCAUCUCCAAAUAAAACUGUUGCAGAUGACACAUACACAUGGCGAUGUGGCUCCAUAUUUACAUACAGCAGGGGCGCGGAACUUUUUUUUCUGGAAAGGCUAUUUUGAUAUUUAUUUUAUUUGCGGACCACCCACAUUUAUUAACUUCAAAAUUACCGUGCUAUAUUUGCUCAAACGUUUAUAUAACUGAUACCUAAAGUGAUAGCUGGAACGUUUUCUCUUGUACCACAUUGGCUGAUUUAAAAUGUGUUUUACUACUGUUAUGAUACAUUCAAUAAAGCUUUAUGUUUCUAUGAAAAA
Pomacea canaliculata is the source of this 2823-nucleotide messenger RNA. RefSeq names its product arylacetamide deacetylase-like. The transcript is spliced from 8 exons. The coding region runs from base 1293 to 2537 and encodes 414 amino acids. Gene Ontology annotation, molecular function: carboxylic ester hydrolase activity. Gene Ontology annotation, cellular component: membrane. The record is from RefSeq and is a predicted model, not a curated record. Lineage: Eukaryota; Metazoa; Mollusca; Gastropoda; Architaenioglossa; Ampullariidae.